Pocillopora verrucosa is the source of this 381-nucleotide messenger RNA. The record is from RefSeq and is a predicted model, not a curated record. Lineage: Eukaryota; Metazoa; Cnidaria; Anthozoa; Scleractinia; Pocilloporidae.
AUGGCACCAAAAGUUCCCGCGGCCGGAAAAGGCGAGAAGAGAGCAGGCAAGGCUAAAUCAGCCCCGACAGACCCUGGCAAGAAAAAGAAGAGAAGCAAGAGAAAGGAGAGCUAUGCGAUCUACAUCUACAAAGUGUUGAAACAGGUGCACCCCGACACCGGUAUCUCCAGCAAAGCCAUGGGUAUCAUGAACUCGUUUGUCAACGAUGUCUUUGAACGCAUCGCGACCGAAUCCUCGCGGCUCGCGCACUACAACAAGAAGUCCACCAUCAGUUCUCGCGAAAUCCAGACCGCCAUUAGGUUACUGUUACCGGGCGAACUCGCAAAACAUGCAGUAAGCGAGGGUACAAAAGCAGUCACCAAAUAUACAAGCAGCAAGUGA